UCCAGUUCAUAGAACUCGCAGCCGGGGUCGGGCAAGGACGACGGAGGUUUGCGAUGGCCGGCGACGCCGACAUGAGCGGAUGGACGGAGCUUCUCCAUGCUUCUACGAAGUUGCUCGAGCAGGGCUCACCGUCCGCCCAGUUUCCCCCGCUUCAGAGGAAUCUUGAACAGCUGGAGUCGCUGUCGAAGAAGCUCAAGUCUAAAACCCUAAGGGCUGAGACCCCCUCGCAGUCCAUCGCUGCUACUAGGUUGUUAGCUCGCGAGGGAAUUAAUGCUGAACAGCUUGCGCGGGAUCUCAAAUCGUUUCAGAUAAAGACAACCUACGAGGAUGUCUUUCCUUCAGAAACAACUACAGUGGAGGAGUAUCUGCAGCAGGUCCAUGAAAUGGCGAUGGUCUCGGCGAUCCAAGAAUCACAAAAGGACAAUUUACGAAGUUUUAGUGACCACAUGAUGCGAGUUAUGGAGGUUAGAGUUCUGUGCAGAACUCGUAACUAAUUGAACUUGAUGUGAUAUUGAGAUCAUUUCAUUAUUGGAUGAUUUUUAAAGGUGUAAUUAAAGUUAUAAAAUUAAGUUGUAAUAUAUUGAUGGUCUUGCAAAAUACUUAUAUGUGGAAUGAAAUUGUUGCAUGAGUG
This is a messenger RNA of Phalaenopsis equestris, 631 nucleotides long. RefSeq names its product nuclear pore complex protein NUP93A-like. Lineage: Eukaryota; Viridiplantae; Streptophyta; Magnoliopsida; Asparagales; Orchidaceae. Gene Ontology annotation, biological process: poly(A)+ mRNA export from nucleus; protein import into nucleus. Gene Ontology annotation, molecular function: structural constituent of nuclear pore. Gene Ontology annotation, cellular component: nuclear pore. The record is from RefSeq and is a predicted model, not a curated record. The coding region runs from base 54 to 494 and encodes 146 amino acids. The transcript is spliced from 5 exons.